Molecule: messenger RNA, 1950 nt
Organism: Cornus florida
Lineage: Eukaryota; Viridiplantae; Streptophyta; Magnoliopsida; Cornales; Cornaceae
Product: probable 2-carboxy-D-arabinitol-1-phosphatase
Exons: 9
Coding region: 103-1668 (521 amino acids)
Molecular function (GO): phosphatase activity
Source: RefSeq, a predicted model, not a curated record
AAUUAGAAGCAACAGUAACCAUAAACCAACUCCGACCGUUUUAGCGCGAAACGCACAGACAUCACAAAAAACACAGUGGGUGAAAAACACACACCCCUCCAAAUGUUUUCAGUCACAGCAACUCUAGUCGGCCACGACCAUAUUUUUCUUCUCAAAAACCCUAGAUUUUUCCCCAAUUGUGUCCGACCAAAUCGUCCGACUGAUCGAUUCACUGUUCGAUCAUCUUCGACCUUGCAAGAGAUCGAUAAACCUCUGGACGAGUCGUCGGAGGAGAGAGAGUCGAGUUCAAAGCCUUACGCUUCGGCCCCUUUUCCUUCGAUAAAGUCGGCGAAGAGGGUGGUGUUGGUGAGGCACGGGCAGAGCACGUGGAACCAGGAAGGUAGGAUUCAAGGGAGCUCCGAUUUCUCGGUUCUCACCCAGAAAGGCGAGUCUCAGGCCGAAACUUCCCGCCAAAUGCUCAUAGAUGACUCCUUCGAUGUUUGCUUCUCAAGUCCAUUGAUUAGAUCAAAGAGAACGGCCGAAAUAAUAUGGGGUUCUCGUGAGGAGGAGAUCAUUACUGAAUCUGACAUGAGGGAAAUUGACCUUUAUUCAUUUCAAGGUCUCCUAAAGCAUGAAGGAAAAGCAAAGUUUGGUGAGGCUUUUUAUCAGUGGCAAACAGAUGCGGCAAAUUUCAGUAUUGAUGGUCAUUAUCCAGUGAGGGAGUUAUGGUCACGUGCUAGAAGCUGCUGGACUAAAAUCCUAACCCAUGAAAGCAGGUCUGUUCUUGUGGUUGCUCAUAAUGCUGUUAAUCAAGCUCUUGUUGCUACAGCCAUUGGACUGGGCACCGAGUAUUUCAGAAUUUUACUUCAGAGCAAUUGUGGUGUGAGUGUGCUGGAUUUCACCCCACGACCUGAGGGUGGGUCUCCAUAUAUAUGUCUCAAUCGAUUAAAUCAGACCCCAAGUUCACCUAUUUCUGCUGGAAGUUCUGGAGGUAGAAAAGCCAGUAAGAGGAUCAUACUUGUCUGUCAUGGCUCCUCACAAACCGAUUCAGAGACUAGUAUACCUUUUUCUGGGGACAGGCCAUUGAACAUGCUUGGGAUUAUACAGUCCCAGAAAACUGCAGAGUUACUUCUUGAUUUGAAGGUAACAACUAUAGUGAGCAGCUCUAAAGUGGCCUCACUUGAGACAGCAGAGAUGAUCUCCAAAGUUCAAGAAGCUGCAGAUUGCUUGGGUGCUGAUUGUGUGCCACGCUAUGUGGAAAUGAAGCAAAUGGAAGACCUAAAUGUUGAGAACACCCUUCAACAAUCAAAGAAGGCAACAGAUGAUGCAUUUGGUACCGGUACUGGAUUGUUGAAUGGAAUCCAUGAUGGAAAAAUGAUGGCAUUGUGGGAUCAGUCAGGGAAGGCCUGGAAAUCUGUGUUGGAUGAGCUAUCGAAAGUAUCUGAGCAACAAGGUGUUGUCGUCGUAGUUGGCCAUCCUGCUGUACACAUUGCAUUGAUGGGACACGGCCUAAAUCUUACAAAAGAAUGGUUAGGAUCAUGUCAUCUUGAUUCGGGUAGCAUCAGUGUCGUCGACUUCCCUGAUGGACCUGCUGGAAGAGCUGUUAUCCGAUGUAUUAAUUAUACUGCUCAUCUGGGGAGGUGGUCAAUACCCAUUACGAAAUCGACACUGGGUGAUGAAGAGUUUUAACUGUAAUUAUGGAUCUGAAAUUAACUGGCGAGAAGGUAUUUCCAGAAUGGUUCUGCAAAACACUUUACAGUUUGUACAAAGUUUGAAUUUGGCACAAGGCCACUUAGUCUUCAGAAGUUUACAAGAAAGGGUUAAAGCUUCUAAAGAACUUUCAUUUACCAUUUUAACCCAUUGCUAGCUCAGGAAUCAUGAUUUUUCUGUUGGUUUUGACUUAAUUAAUUGUAACUGUAUGCAAAACAUACUAGGACUUGGCGUUAUAUGCAAAAUGCUGAGUUUGUUGUA